UCCUGGGCCUCAUGGCCGCCUUGACGUUCAGCCGCAGCGCUGGGCCUCGAGCCUCGGGGCCCUGGGGCCUGAGCCGCUGCAUCCUGCUGCUGCUGCUGCCGCUGCUGAUCUCGGGUUAUAAAGAAAACACUUCCAUACCAGUUUGUGGCAGACCCUGGUGGUCAGAGGACUUGGACGUGACCCGCCAUUGGCCCUGGGAGGUGAGCGUCCGGCUGGAGAAUGAGCACAUAUGUGGAGGGGCCCUCAUUGAACUCAACUGGGUGGUGACGGCUGCCCACUGCAUCCAAGGCACCAAAGAAUACUCAGUGAUUCUUGGCACCUCCAAGCUGAAGCCCUUGCAGCCUGCCUUGAUCCCUGUGAAGGACAUCGUCAUGCACCCCAAGUUCUGGGGCCGGACUUUCAUCAUGGGGGAUGUUGCCCUUCUCCAGCUUCACAGCCCGGCCACCUUCAGCAAGUAUGUGCAGCCCAUCUGCCUCCCGGAGCCCAGCUACAACCUCAAGGUUGGGACCCAGUGCUGGGUGACUGGCUGGGGCCAGGUUAAACAGCGCUUCUCAGCGAACUCCACACUGACCGCAGAGCUGCAGGAGGCUGAGGUGUUUAUCAUGGACAACAAGAAGUGCGACCAGAUUUACCGCAAGAAGUCCCCCAUCCCCCACCUUGCCCCCCUCGUCCUGGGGGACAUGGUCUGUGCCACCAAUUAUGGAGAAAACUUGUGCUCUGGGGAUUCUGGGGGCCCAUUGGCUUGUGAAGUCGAGGGCAGAUGGAUUCUGGCUGGGGUGUUGUCCUGGGAAAAGGCCUGUGCCAAAGCAGAGAACCCAGGCGUGUACACCCGCGUCACCAAAUACAGCAAGUGGAUCAAGAAGCAAAUAAGCAGUGGCCCUCUCUCAGGCCCCCAAACCUCCGCCUGGUUCCUACUCCUGUUCUGGCUGCUGCAGCCCCAGAUGGGUCCUUGAUCGCCGCUCUCUCUUCUUCUUCCUGCUUUGCCUCUGCUGGAUGGGUCCAGAUCAAGGUUAGACCAAGGUCAUGUGUCUGUAGUCAACAGGAGUCAAGGUGGGGAAAGAGUGGCCCCUGGGAGAUGGGGCUCUGCACUGGAUCCCAGUGGGGAGGGAUGUGGUGGAUGACUAGGCCUUGGGUGACCGGGAGAAGGGAAGUGUGGCCUAGAAGGGCUCUGGAGUUGGGGACCAGGAGAGCAGGGAUUAAAUUUGUACAAAUGUGAGCUGGCUCUGUUCU
Messenger RNA from Zalophus californianus (California sea lion), 1230 nucleotides. RefSeq names its product serine protease 45. Lineage: Eukaryota; Metazoa; Chordata; Mammalia; Carnivora; Otariidae. The record is from RefSeq and is a predicted model, not a curated record. The coding region runs from base 12 to 953 and encodes 313 amino acids. Gene Ontology annotation, molecular function: serine-type endopeptidase activity. The transcript is spliced from 6 exons. Gene Ontology annotation, biological process: proteolysis.